Cladophialophora bantiana CBS 173.52 is the source of this 324-nucleotide messenger RNA. RefSeq lists its product as uncharacterized. Bases 1 to 324 code for a protein of 107 amino acids. Gene Ontology annotation, cellular component: cytosolic small ribosomal subunit; ribosome. Gene Ontology annotation, molecular function: mRNA binding; structural constituent of ribosome. The record is from RefSeq and is a predicted model, not a curated record. Gene Ontology annotation, biological process: translation. NCBI's taxonomy places the organism in Eukaryota, Fungi, Ascomycota, Eurotiomycetes, Chaetothyriales, Herpotrichiellaceae. The transcript is spliced from 4 exons.
AUGGUCAAGAAACGAGCCUCCAAUGGUCGCAACAAGAAAGGCAGAGGCAGAGUCAAGCCCGCUGUGAAACGAUUCACGAUCCGCAACAUGGUCGAGUCGGCAGCAAUCCGUGAUAUCUCUGAUGCGUCCGUAUUCGCCGACUACGCCGUCCCGAAGAUGUACUUGAAGCUCCAGUACUGCGUUUCGUGCGCCAUCCACGGCAAGAUCGUUCGUGUCCGAUCGCGCGAAGGCCGCCGAAACCGCGCUCCACCCCCAAGGGUCCGAUACAACAAAGAUGGCAAGAAGGUCAACCCCCAGCAGGCCGCUAAGACCGCGCAGGCAUGA